Messenger RNA from Ichthyophthirius multifiliis, 1028 nucleotides. RefSeq lists its product as hypothetical. The transcript has 4 exons. The record is from RefSeq and is a predicted model, not a curated record. Lineage: Eukaryota; Ciliophora; Oligohymenophorea; Hymenostomatida.
UCUGAUGGAUUUUUAUAAAAUAAAGAAUGUAUAAUAUAAUGUAUUAAAAAUAUUCAACCUAAUUUACUUAUAUUAAAAAGUGAUCAAAUAUUAAAAUUAAAUUUGGAAAUAAAAGAUCCUUAUUAUAAAUUAAAUAUUAAUAUUAAUUUAGUAUUGUUUUAACGUUGGAGCGUAUAUAGUAAAUACAAAUUAUAUGUUAAUUCUAAAAUAAUAAAAGAAUAUGUACAUACUGAAAAUUAUUCUCUUUUUUAAAAUGAUAGUACUUAUUGUUUAUCUAAUUAUGUAGAAUCUAAAUUUCAUUCAUUGGCUUUGGAAGUAGAUCAAACAGAUUAAAAAUUGCAAUUCCAAAUAUUAUUAGAAGGUAAUGAUUUAUUGGGUAUUCAGCAAAUAAAAAUUGAUUAUGAAAAAUGUUAAUAAAAUUGUUUAUAAUGUAUAUAAUUAAAUGAAUGUCUUAAAUGUUUUAAUGAUAAAUAUUUAUAUGAAAAAAAAUGUUAUGAUCAAUGUCCUCCAGGAACUGAUAUUAUUCCUGGAAAUUAAUGCUAAAUAUAAAUAUAGAUAUAAAUAUAAUGUAUGGAAAAUGAAUAUAAAGAUUCAAAUGGAAAGUGUGUUUCUUGUUAAUUUAAUUUCUGUUUUAAAUGUUUAAACCAAAAUGAAUGUACAUAAUGUAUAGCAGAUUAUUUUUUAUAUGAAAAAUAAUGUUUUGAUAAAUGUCCUGAAGGAACUAUUGUUUAAGACUCAAAUACUUGUAAAAAAGAAAAUAUAUGUUUAUAAAAUUAAUUCAGAAAUACAGAUGGAAUAUGUGUUUUUUGUUCCUAAUAUUGCGAAGAAUGUACUUCUCAAACUUCUUGUUUAAAAUGUAUAAAUAAUACAUAUUUAGAUUUGACAAAUAACAUUUGCUUAUAUACUUGUCCUUUAUCUUAUUAUAAAGAAUAUGAUUAAACAUGUCAAAAAUGUCCUUUAAAUUGUUCUGAAUGUACUGAUUUUUCAGGCGAAUGUACUAAAUGUGAAAAUUAAUUUUUUUUAUUUGA